ACAGUUUUUGUUUGAUUUUUUUUUCCCCCCCUCCUCCUCCUCCUCCAGUGUGAAAUUACCGUUAAAUAUUACCGUGUCCGGUCCCGAGGAUCUGUUCCGUUCACCCGGACGUGUCGCCGGGUCCAGACGUGGACACACUGCCGGUGUCGAUGUGGCAAAGCCGAAGACGAACGAGUGCGAACCCGGAGCGGCGGCGCGUGUGAACCGCUACAUGCUACGUGGACAGUAACAGAGAGGGAAGCUGCUAGCUACCGAGAAGGAGAAGGAGAAGAAUCCGGUUUUUAUAACUUAUAUUUUAUUUAUUUUUUAAACCAAAUCUCACCGGACAGAUGUUCAGAAGCUGCGGGACCGCACCGGACUCCGUUCGGGCGGAGUUAGCGGGCAGUUAGCUCUGUCUCCGCCCGGCAGCCGAGGGACGAUGGACGAGUGAAAGAAACCACUGGAGCCAACCGGAGAGGUUCGUCUCUCGUGUCCCGCGGAGGGCGACUCGACCCCCGCCGAACCGUCCUGCCUCGUCCGUCCGUGGUUGUGAUCACCGGAGCGGGGCAACAUGAUGUACUCCUCGAGAAGAAAGCCCGUCCUCUACUUCAAAGAGGAGCGGAGGUUCCUGUCUGGUAGAUGUACCGUCUACAAGCUGUUUGGCCUCUGCAUGGUGCUGGUGCUCGUCUCUCUGCUGUGGCUUCAGCUCAGCUGUUCGGGUGACAUGUCCUCCCCCAUGCACGAGGACAGACGCCCACCUCAGCAGCAGCAGCAGCCGCCUCCCCCGCCCUGUCCCGCCGACGGCCGGGCGACUGCAGUGGACGACCCCACCUGGGGUCCUCACAAACUAGCCCUCAUCAUCCCCUUCAGGGAGCGCUUCGAGGAGUUGUUGGUGUUCGUUCCCUUCAUGCACAUGUUCCUCAACAAGAAGAAGAUCCGCCACAAGAUCCUCAUCAUCAACCAGUUGGAUCACUACAGGUUCAAUCGAGCGUCCCUCAUCAACGUGGGCUACCUGGAGAGCGGCAACGACACGGACUACCUGGCGAUGCACGACGUGGACCUGCUGCCCGUCAACGACGCGCUGGACUACGGUUUCCCCGCGGACGGGCCGUUCCACGUGGCCUCGCCUGAGCUGCACCCGCUCUACCACUACAAGACCUACGUGGGAGGGAUCCUGCUGCUCACCAAGAAGCAUUACCACAUGUGUAAUGGGAUGUCGAACCGGUUCUGGGGCUGGGGCCGUGAGGACGACGAGUUCUACAGACGACUGAGAAAAGCUGAACUGCAGCUGUUCAGGCCGAGUGGAAUCACGACAGGAUACAAAACCUUCCUCCACAUCCACGACCCGGCCUGGAGGAGGCGGGACCAGAAGAGAGUCGCCGCCCAGAAACAGGAGCAGUUUAAGGUUGACCCGGAGGGGGGGCUGACGAACCUGCUUUACCAAGUGGAGUCCCGACAGGAGCUGACCAUCAGCGGCGCUCCGUGCACCAUCAUCAACACCAAACUGGAGUGUGACCAGAACCAGACGCCCUGGUGUCUGAUGGCGUAGGUGACGGAACUACCGCCGGAAUUCAAGUCCUGUUUGUCGUCCCCCCCCACCCCCCCCGGAAUUAAACCAGUUUUGGGAAACGACGUCCAGGAGCUUUACUUUCCUGACAGUUAGGUUUUUUCCCCGUGGAUCAGUGAAACGUCACGUGGCGACUGGUAUAAACAGACUUGUUGAACAUUGAUUGAUUGAACUGAAACUGAUCACCUGCAGCAGCCUGGAGUUUAAACUCCCUGAGGAUUAAACCUUGACGAGUCUCCUCCUGUCAAACUGCUCAGUUCAGCAACAAAACAUUCAAACAUGCUGAAUGUUAUUAUUAUUUUUCGGACGGAGACGAACUGUCACAUGAGCUGAACCAAGCCCGACCCGUCUCGAGACAUUCGAUCCUGUUUGGUUCUCUCCGGUUCCUGCUGACGCGACGUUAACGUGAAACAAAGUGGGUUUUUUUGGUUUUUUGUUUGGGGCUUGUGCAAAUAGAGCAGCGACGACAGAGGAGCGGCGAUGUUUCGAUACUGCGACAUCAGAGUUUCUUCUUUCAGGUUUUUAUCCGUGUAAAGUAAUGAAUAUGAGAUUGGUCGAUGCUUGAGGAUUCCCCAAAAACAACUCACCCUUGGGUGUGUCGUCGUGUUUUAUUUCCACGCUUGUGGGAUUGAAAGUUUUUGACGGGGAAAGUGUUUUUUUUAUUUUUGACAGUAUUUUCCUUUUUUUCUCCUUUUUUUGCAUUUGCCAAAGGAAAAAAAAAAGACUUCUUUGUCUCAACUUUAUCUAAUUAUCUAAUACUUACAAUUUUGUUUAUUUUCAUCUCAUAACUACGAGAAAAACUGCUGUGAGUUUUUAUUUUUACUUUGAGAUACAAAGUCCUAAUAAUGAGAAGGCACCUGAGUUUAUUUUUUACUUUGAUGAAUGUAGUGUCUUCAACGUUUAACUGAGCCAAACUCAGGCUCCGCCCACACUGAUGUGUUGUACUUUUUAAAACUUCAUCACCGUUACUAUGGUAACACCUCGCAGAGUACUUGCCUUUGAAUUUAGAGACUUGUGGAAACGCUACCGGUCCACGUGUCGGUGUGAAAACUCCCAGUUGUGUUUAAGUUCGCAAAACGAUGACGCAAGAAGACGCCCACUUUCUCUUCCCUGAUUGGUUCUCGUCAGGCGAAGCGUCGCCAACACUUCCUGUCAGUAACACUCCCAUCUCAUUGCCGACGUCCUCAGAAACACAGGACAGGUUUAUUAUUUUAAAGUUCAUCCACAAAUUUAAAACAUCGUUAGUCUUUUUAAGUUUAUUUGAUAUUAUUAUAUGUCACUGGUUAUUUUCACACUAUGAAAACGCACACGGGAGAGUAAAGACACGUUUAGUUUGCUUUGGGCUCGUUUUCUCUGUUACACCAUUUAAAACCUCAGAAGAGUUAAGGUCACUUCAUAUUUCACUGUAUCAUGACCGUGUCAUCGCAGAUUUUUCUCAAGUCAUGAAAAAAAAGAUGAUUUUCACCUGCAGACAACAUUCAGGGCUCAGCGUUCCCACGUUGAUGCUACCACAUGAAAGAAAAAGUAUUUUAAAAACGGACAUGUGAUAAAGUUUCCGUCUGUUACCGGGACAACCCGCGUUGUGUCUGUUGACGGGAAGCCGCCGAGGAAUCUUGUUGUCACGACGAUCCAGCUGUCAGGAUGAAUCUGUCGGACACUGUCUGGUUCUCUGCUGUUGUCGUGUGCUGGUCGGCCUCCGGGUGGCGCUCUGGACCUUUUUUUUUUCUUUUUAAACGUAAUGGAUUUAGAUCAUGUACAGACCAUGAAGUCGUACUUAUUUUAUUUUACAGAAACUAAUGGUACUAUGUAUUUGUACAAUAUUGAGUAUUUAUAUAAAUCUGACUCGACAGAAAAA
This is a messenger RNA of Scophthalmus maximus (turbot), 3401 nucleotides long. RefSeq names its product xylosylprotein beta 1,4-galactosyltransferase, polypeptide 7 (galactosyltransferase I) (gene b4galt7). The transcript is spliced from 6 exons. Gene Ontology annotation, biological process: proteoglycan biosynthetic process; carbohydrate metabolic process. Gene Ontology annotation, molecular function: xylosylprotein 4-beta-galactosyltransferase activity. Bases 551 to 1528 code for a protein of 325 amino acids. The record is from RefSeq and is a predicted model, not a curated record. NCBI's taxonomy places the organism in Eukaryota, Metazoa, Chordata, Actinopteri, Pleuronectiformes, Scophthalmidae.